UUGAGUUUCUUUUGAUGCCGUUACAGAAAUUCAUUCGCACACCGACACUAUUAAACCUAUAUAAUUACACAUUAACGAAAUCAUUUACAGCCGGAACUAUGUGUAAAGAGUUGAAGACUCGAGUACUACACUUGCUGCCGCAAAACUGCCAUGCAGCGUUGGCCCAAUCAGGGGACAAACAGCAAGAUGGGAAUCACAUCCUAAACUCCACAGUCAAGGCCCUGAAAGACGGACAAGUGGUGGCUGUACCUACUGAUACAAUUUAUGGCUUGGCUUGCCUAGCUCAAAACUCAGACGCUAUCAAGACUGUGUAUGAUAUUAAAGGCAGAAAUGGAGAUAAACCUUUGGCAAUUUGUGUUGGGGAAAUUGAAGAUAUUUACAAGUACUGUAAGGUGUGUGUGAAGAAUGAGCUUCUACAGGAUCUACUUCCUGGACCUGUUACCCUGGUUCUGGAAAGAACCAAAACACUGAACCCUGACCUUAAUCCAUUCACACGGCUCGUUGGAGUCCGUAUCCCUGAUCACGUCUUCAUGAGAAGCCUCUGUCAGAAGUGUGAAGAACCGCUCGCCCUAACAAGUGCCAACGUCAGCACACAAACCAGCACCGUAGCAGUUCACGAGUUUCAGGACCUAUGGCCAAGGUUGGCAGUUGUGGUAGACGGGGGACCCAUUGGGGACCAGAGUCGUCUGGGCUCGACGGUGGUCGAUCUCUCUGUGCCCGGUAGAUACCGCGUCAUAAGGCCGGGAUGUGCCUUCGCUUCCACCAUCGAUAUCCUUGAGCGUAAAUAUGGAUUGUUGGAAGACUCUGCAAAUCAGUAAGACGCUUUCAGCGUCUCCAUUAAUGGAC
Molecule: messenger RNA, 846 nt
Organism: Chanos chanos (milkfish)
Lineage: Eukaryota; Metazoa; Chordata; Actinopteri; Gonorynchiformes; Chanidae
Gene: yrdc
Product: yrdC N(6)-threonylcarbamoyltransferase domain containing
Exons: 6
Coding region: 15-818 (267 amino acids)
Biological process (GO): regulation of translational fidelity
Cellular component (GO): cytoplasm
Molecular function (GO): tRNA binding; nucleotidyltransferase activity; double-stranded RNA binding
Source: RefSeq, a predicted model, not a curated record